GGGUAUUACCAUUUUAUGGAUAAAUGAAGACAGAGACUGGAUGAACAGAUAUAACAGAUAGAGUCAGAAUCAGAACUUAGAACUCUCAAACUCUGAGUUAAUGAAAAAUUUUCCCAUAAUUGGCUAUGUUUAGGGAAAGGUAAGCUUGCAGCCUUCCAGCUCCAGAUAGAUCAAGGGUAGAACCUCUGGGAAGUUCUUUUCUGACUUGUAUAGAAAUUACCCAGAACCCAAGUUUCCUGACCAUAACCUGUUGAUUUUCAAACAUUUAAGAACCAAAUGGUGUGCCCUAAGCACUCUGCUAUUAUCAGGAGGGUGAAUGGAUGUGUGUGUUGGUGUGUGGAUGGAGAGAGGUGCAAACCAAAAAUAAAAUUCUAAGCCCCCCUUGCCCCCCCCUGCCCCGCCUUCCCAGGCAACCCUCUGAACGGACUAAUUUGUCAACCAGGGCUCUUGUAAAAUUUAUCCUGAAAGACUGGUUCAGGCCACGAAGGGAAGUGAGGGUGGGACAUGCCCCAUUCAUUAUAUAUCAACCAACGGACUAAUUUCUCAACCAGGGCUCCUGUAAAAUUUAUCCUGAAAGACUGGUUCAGGCCAUGAGGGGAAGUGAGGGCGGGAUGAGCCCUAUUAUAUAUCAACAUGGACUUUAAGUCUGAUAAGAAACAUUUUACAACCUAUUCUCUCUGAACCUGCUGCCUGGAGACUGCAUCUGCAUAAUAAAACUUUGGUCCCCACAAGCUCGUAUCUUAACCCAUACAUUCCUUUCUUUGAUCUCAGGUCUUUAGACAAACUCAACCAAUUGUCAACCAGAAAAUGUUUAAAUUUACCUAUAGCCUGAAAGCCCAUCCGCCCCUUAGAGUUGUCCAGCCUUUCUGGACCAAACCAAUGUAUUUCUUACAUGUAUUUGAUUGAUGUCUCAUGCCUCCCUAAAAUGUAUAAAACCAAGCUGGACCCCAACCACCUUGGGCACGUGCUCAGGACCUCCUGAGGGCUGUGUCACAGGCCGUGGUCACUCAUAUUUGGCUCAGAAUAAAUCUCUUCAAAUAUUUUACAGAGUUUGACUCUUCGUCGACAGACGUUACACAAAAUCCUCUCCUAUGUAAGACUAUCGGACGUGUACGUGAUGCCCGUCGUAACACUGGUGUGAAAAGCUGGACUGGGGGGUAUGUACCUGCAUGUAAGUGGAGGUGCCCAAGGGGAUUUCUCUUCACAGCUCAUUGAGCAUAGCUGACUUGCUAGCUAUGGUCUGACACCUCCUGAUUUCAGAUCUGCCCUGAAAACAAUGACAUGAAUAUGCCCCUGCUACUCAGUAUACUAUUAGGCUUGGAGUCUGAAGUAGACCUCCAAACCCCAUCCAAUCAGGUAAGGGAGAAAAACGAUAGCCCAACAUUCCCUAGUGCUCAUAAUAUUAUUAUUCCAUUAUUUCACUUUUUAUCCCUUCUCUCACAGAUAAAAAAAAGAAAAAGCUCUACUUCUUUAGGGUUCUUGGACGUAGACUCUCCACAGUUCAUCUGGGGUUGUUCAUCUCCACUUCUUUUUGUAUCCCAGGGCAACUUUCCUGCAGUUUCCCUAAUGAGAAUAUUUUCCGGACUAGGCAUGGGGCGGCUUCCCCCGCCCCCUACUCUUCUCCCAGGACGGGAGCUGCGGCCAGCUACCUGGGGCCGGCCAAAGUCAGGGGAGCGGGGAGAGGCGGCGUCACCUCCUCCACGCUCCUCCGGCCCCAUUCAAUCUAGCUAUUUGCACUCGGCUCUGGCUCUUUUCCGCCAGCUGCGGCUGUUCUAGAAGUGCCGGGCUGCCGGUCCUGGCCUCGGCAGGGGCCGUGCGGGACCGAGGGGUGGCGGCCGAGGCAUGUGGGGCGGGUGGGUUGCGCGCGGCUGGCACGGCGCGGGGACCCAGCGCGUCAGGCGGGAAAGGGGGGCGGCGGCGGGCGCGUAGCGGGCCCCAGGACGCCCGGCCAGGGGAUUGGCCUCUGCACCGCUGCUCAGGGCGCGUCCCUUGCCGCCUCUGGCGUCGACUCAAGCUUCCUCCUCCGAGCAGCCCUCAGUGGCGCCGCCUUAGUGCUCCGGGUCGAGCCCCGGGAGGGUUAGCCUGGGGACGGCAGGGGCGUGACCGGGGCGCGGAAGUAGGUGAGCAGCAGGGCGGCGCGCGGCGGUCAGGCCGGGACAGCCAGAGGGGCAGCGACAUCUGCGGGCGGGCGGGAGGCGGACGCUUCCCGGGAGGAGCAGGGCCGUCGGGAGGACGCAGGCCGCAUCGAGGCUGAAGGGCCUCCCUGUCCGGGACGGUCAGCUGCCAAGUUCGGGCCCUUAGCGCGUGGCCCCUGGGAGCGGAAGCAUCACCCCUGGCUGCGCGCUCAUGCUGGUCCUAGCGCAGAAGACCCGGCGAGGUCCGCGAAUUUUGGCUUAGGGUUUGUCAAGUCACCUCGAGCGACUCGGAGAGAACCCGGCGUUCCCACUAGGGACGGUGAUCUCAGUCUCUUUCCUUUAGAAAGUUACUCCGAUACUUUUGAUCAUCCGUCCAUAGUAAGGAGGAAAAAUAGCGUGGUUUGUCCCCCGGUGAGGGAGUAUUGGAGGAUCCCGUCCAGUGGGAAGAGCCAGUUUUAGGGGAGCAGCGCGUCCAGCCCGCUGACGCUUCAACCUGGUAAAGGGUUAACUGCAUCCUGCCGGUUCGGUUUACAUGUAAAUAGAGAGCAGCUGCUCCGCGCGGCCCUGGCUGGCUCUUUUAAGUUUUUGAUUGGUUGCCAAUGACAUCACCGCCCGUGUUAUAACACCGAGGACCCAGGGCAGCGUCGGAUAAACCCUCCUUAAAGAGAUGAGGCCACGCCUUCUUACCCGCCCCCUAGGCUGCCCAUUGGUCGCGGGGCUCUGUGAGGUAGCGGUCGGCUUUCUCCGGAUUCUUAUUGGUCCAGCCCGCCGUCGGUCGGCGGCGAGUCCGCCCCCUCAGAACCUUACAUUUACAGUGUAGCAAAAGAGAAAGUAACUAUGUUGCUGCUGGAGAUCAAUGAAGCCAAGUGAAUGGGGGCUGAAUGUGCGAGUCCAUAGCUGAAGCGGAGCGCCAGAUGGUGGAGGAAUACACUUAUUUAUGAAACUGUCUUGAGUUCUUCUUGAAUUGCCAGUUUUCAGCCUCCUCAUGCCUCCGUCUCCUUUAGACGACAGGGUAGUAGUGGCACUAUCUAGGCCCGUCCGACCUCAGGAUCUCAACCUUUGUUUAGACUCUAGCUACCUUGGCUCUGCCACCCCAGGCAGUAACAGCCACCCUCCUGUCAUCGCCACCACCGUUGUGUCCCUCAAGGCUGCGAAUCUGACGUAUAUGCCCUCAUCCAGCGGCUCUGCCCGCUCCCUGAAUUGUGGAUGCAGCAGUGCCAGCUGCUGCACUGUGGCAACCUACGACAAGGACAAUCAGGCCCAAACCCAAGCCAUUGCCGCUGGCACCACCACCACUGCCAUCGGAACCUCUACCACCUGCCCUGCUAACCAGAUGGUCAACAAUAAUGAGAAUACAGGCUCUCUAAGUCCAUCAAGUGGGGUGGGCAGCCCUGUGUCAGGGACCCCCAAGCAGCUAGCCAGCAUCAAAAUAAUCUACCCCAAUGACUUGGCAAAGAAGAUGACCAAAUGCAGCAAGAGUCACCUGCCAAGUCAGGGCCCUGUCAUCAUUGACUGCAGGCCCUUCAUGGAGUACAACAAGAGUCACAUCCAAGGAGCUGUCCACAUUAACUGUGCCGAUAAGAUCAGCCGGCGGAGACUGCAGCAGGGCAAGAUCACUGUCCUAGACUUGAUUUCCUGUAGGGAAGGCAAGGACUCUUUCAAGAGGAUCUUUUCCAAAGAAAUUAUAGUUUAUGAUGAGAAUACCAAUGAGCCAAGCCGAGUGAUGCCCUCCCAGCCACUUCACAUAGUCCUCGAGUCCCUGAAGAGAGAAGGCAAAGAACCUCUGGUGUUGAAAGGUGGACUUAGUAGUUUUAAGCAGAACCAUGAAAACCUCUGUGACAACUCCCUCCAGCUCCAAGAGUGCCGGGAGGUGGGGGGCGGCGCAUCCGCGGCCUCGAGCUUGCUACCUCAGCCCAUCCCCACCACCCCUGACAUCGAGAACGCUGAGCUCACCCCCAUCUUGCCCUUCCUGUUCCUUGGCAACGAGCAGGAUGCUCAGGACCUGGACACCAUGCAGCGGCUGAACAUCGGCUACGUCAUCAACGUCACCACUCAUCUUCCCCUCUAUCACUAUGAGAAAGGCCUGUUCAACUACAAGCGGCUGCCAGCCACUGACAGCAACAAGCAGAACCUGCGGCAGUACUUUGAAGAGGCUUUUGAGUUCAUUGAGGAAGCUCACCAGUGUGGGAAGGGGCUUCUUAUCCACUGCCAGGCUGGGGUGUCCCGCUCCGCCACCAUCGUCAUCGCUUACUUAAUGAAGCACACUCGGAUGACCAUGACUGAUGCUUAUAAAUUUGUCAAAGGCAAAAGACCAAUUAUCUCCCCAAACCUUAACUUCAUGGGGCAGUUGCUAGAGUUUGAGGAAGACCUAAACAACGGUGUGACACCGAGAAUCCUUACACCAAAGCUGAUGGGCGUGGAGACGGUCGUGUGACAAUGGUCUGGAUGGAAAGGAUUGCUGCCCUCCAUUAGGAGACAAUGAGGAAGGAGGAUGGAUUCUGUUUUCUUUUCUUUUUUUUUUUUUUUUUAGUUGGGAGUAAAGUUUGUGAAUGGAAACAAACUUGUUGAAACACUUUAUUUUUAACAAGUGUAAGAAGACUAUAACUUUUGAUGCCAUUGAGAUUCACCUCCCACAAACUGACAAAUUAAGGAGGUUAAAGAAGUAAUUUUUUUAAGCCAACAAUAAAAAUAUAAUACAACUUGUUUCUCCCCCUUUUCCUUUUAAGCUAUUUGUAGAGUUUUUGACUAAAUAGUCUGUGCAGGUUCAUAGACCGAAGAUACUACACACUUUAAACCAAUUAAAAAGAACCAAAAGUAAAUAGAAAAGACAUUGAAUCACCAAGGCCUGGGAUCAACCUGGGCUGUCCACACAGAAAACAAAAACCCAACCAAACCAAGCCCUGUUGUGCUCACUGGUGCAAAGAGAAGAUCAGGGCAGCUUAAUUGGUCUAAGAAUCCUUCAGGCAUUCUUUAAAGAGACAAAGGAUACCUUUGAUUUUGUGUGUUUCAUGCUCUGGAUUUUAUUUUAUUUUUUUCCUUCUCUGGGUUUAAGAGAUUUUUUUUGAAAUAGUGAGGAACUGACCAUUAUAUGCCUUCACUGGCUUCUUGUGCAAUAAUAUGAUGUUUUAAGUGUGCAAACAAGUUAGAGCUGGCAGCUGAAUGAUAGACAAAUAGUGCAAAUUUGCCAGCUUGGAGAUAGAAAGGAAUUCAACAAUAUAUCAAUUACUUUCCUUCCCACCUUUUUCCUUUUUUUUUUUUUUCUGAUUUGAUUCUGGUUACAGUGCCAUAAACCUUGUUACAUAUGUAUAUCAGAAUGUAAGGAAAAAAGAAAAAUUUAUUUAAAAAUAUUUUUCGCAAAAAAAAAAUCUUGGUGUGUUUCUGUUGAUUGUGUGAAAAUUUAUUUUCAUUAUAUAAAUGAAACUGG
Molecule: messenger RNA, 5559 nt
Organism: Pongo pygmaeus (Bornean orangutan)
Lineage: Eukaryota; Metazoa; Chordata; Mammalia; Primates; Hominidae
Gene: DUSP10
Product: dual specificity phosphatase 10
Exons: 4
Coding region: 3121-4569 (482 amino acids)
Biological process (GO): negative regulation of JUN kinase activity; peptidyl-tyrosine dephosphorylation
Cellular component (GO): cytoplasm; cytosol
Molecular function (GO): MAP kinase tyrosine/serine/threonine phosphatase activity; MAP kinase tyrosine phosphatase activity; protein tyrosine/threonine phosphatase activity
Source: RefSeq, a predicted model, not a curated record